AUGAAGCUGUCCUCGGUUCUCUGUGGUGUCUUUGCGACUCUUACUGUUGCGUUUCCCAAGGAAUAUCUCAGUCUCGCGACUUGGGGUGUUGAGGGUUACGCGAAGGAUAAUCCCCUUGGUAUCACCACUGGUGGCAAGGGUGGAAAGACUGUUACUGUCACUACGGCCGAGGAGCUUGUCGCUGCUGUCAAGGGUACCGAGCCUAAGAUCGUGAAGCUCAAGGGCAAGGUUACUCUACCUUCUCGCCUGAAGGUCGGAUCCAACACUUCUCUUAUUGGUGUCGGAUUGACCGCUCACAUCACUGGUGCUGGCGUCGAUGUUUAUCAUGGAGACAAUGUCAUUCUGCAGAACUUGAAGAUCACCCAUAUUUUGGAUAAUGAUUGUAUCACUAUCCGAAACAGCACUCGCGUCUGGGUUGAUCAUAACGAGUUUGCUUCAGAUAUCAACCAAGGUCCUGAUCACUACGACGGACAAGUCGAUAUCAUCCGCGCUUCGGAUUGGAUCACCGUCUCGUGGAACUAUUUCCACGACCACUGGAAGUCUUCCCUCGUUGGCAACGACGCUACCUUCCGCGAUCUCGACUUCGGCCACCUCCACGUCACAUAUCAUCACAACUACUGGCGCAACAUGGGUACUCGUGGCCCUGCUGGUCGGUUUGGCCACCAGCACAUUUACAACAAUCUCUACGAGGAUUUCCUGUACCAGGCCAUCCACAGUCGAUCUGAUAACCAGGUUCUGGUUGAGGGCAACGUCUUCCGAGGCAACACAAGCGAAGCUCUGAGCACCUACGGUCUUGUCAUCCCUAUGGACUCUCCCAACACUUGCACUUGCGGCGACGAGGAGCUUGAUGGCUAUGCCAACCUUGGAGCCAAGAACGAUUGGGGCAAGGCUGGAGUUAACAUUACACAGAAGGGUAACUUUUACAAGGCUGAUUACAAGUACAAGUUGACUCCUCUCAAGCUGGUCCCCACCGUGGCCAAGCUUGGAGCUGGUGUUGGUAGAAUCUGGAUACUUCCUGAGAAAGGCGAAACCCGACCCCCGCUGCCACCCGUGGUUUGUCUUUCUCAUGUACAUGUAUCAAAGGCCAACGACCCUUGCGAGUCAUUAGCUCUCGAGUACGGCGUCUCUUCUGCAGAAAUAUUUAUCAACAACCCCGACAUCUUCCAAUGCGACGAUAUGGUUGAAGACGUGCCAAUCUGUCUACCAUUUCAAUGCAAUACUUAUCAAGUUAAAGAAAACGACACUUGUACCUCUGUAUCUGAGUCCUUGGGUAUCACCAUAAAGGACUUCAUGUCUCUCAAUCCCUGGAGCCCAGGUGGCGCUUACAAGGAUUUCCAGUUCGGUAAAUUCAUUUGCACUACGCCAUCUGACGGCCAUUACAACCGAACUAUCAAAAAUCCUGACCCGGCAGACUCCAAUUAUGCUGACGAGGUUGUUCCACGACCCGAGAACGCCGAUCCGGCUGCGAACAAACAGUGCGGGCGUUGGUUUACAGUUGAGGAAGGAGAUGACUUCUCUCAUCUCAUCCCAGGACAAGCGUAUUGUGUCGGCCCAACCAAAAACGCUCUACCAGAAUCAUAUCCCCCUCCUCCAUACUGGCGCCACGGAUGUUAUUUCAGUGGCAACGACGAUUUUGAUCGUCCCACCCUUGCUUUGACAGGUCCUAGGUUGAGCCAUAUCAAGCCCCUAUCUAUUUCUUCUUGUCAAGCCUACUGUCUCUCACUCUCUUUGCCUGUCUUCGGUCUACAAAAUCGCGAUACCUGUAUAUGCGACGAUCGUUUGCGAAUGGAUAGCAGACCUCACAAUAUUUAUGGCUGCGAAUCUCGCUGCGGCUACGGAUACGAGGACUCUUCUUGUGGUCCGGAACAACAUCCUAUUGAAGUCUUUAGUUCUCAAGAGCAUCUGGCUGUUGAGUACGUCAAUAUCGGAUGUUUCGAGAGUAAGAAGGAAUACGUGUUACUGGGAAGGAACUAUAUGGAAUGGAGAGACGGCACUCUGGAAGAGUGCGCAUACUUCUGUCAUCACUCUGAUUACUUUGCUCUCCAGACCAAGUAUUAUAGUCCAGUGGAACAAGUCAACUUUUGCAUUUGUGGCAAUCAAUUGAACCCAAGCAUUAAGAAGCUGAAGGGAGAUGAGGAAUCUGCUGAUGAGAAGGGGGAUAAUCUUCUUAAGUGCAACAGCAACAAUUACAUCGCUACUCUCCACGUGCGCGAUAAGUACACAGCGACGAUUGCUAUCGAGUGGUUGACUUGGAUUGCAAGUUCAGUCAUGACUACAAACCUCUUCAGGUUCCUUAUUGGAACGAUUGGCACUAUUAGCAUUUGCUUCAUCAUUAACAAAAUUCUCAACCGAAUCGUACUCUACAAAUCGUCCACCGCACAACCUUGGGAUUGGAGUAAGGAAAUCGUGCUUAUCACAGGUGGCAGUGGCGGCAUCGGCUCUGAAAUGGUCAACAAAUUCUCCCGCAAAAACAUCAAAGUUGUAUCCUUUGACAUACACCCACCAAAAAGCACAUUCUCUCCAAAUGCACAUUUCUACAAAGUCGAUGUUACUUCGCCACACAGCAUACAUGAGGCCAUGGAACAAGUCCGUCGGGAUAUCGGAGAUCCAACGGUCCUGAUCAAUAAUGCUGGCAUCGCCUUAGGCAAAGACAUUCUUGCUUGCACAGCAGACCAGAUCAAGCAGAUGGUCCAGGUCAAUCUGCUAGCACACUUUUGGCUUGUGCAAGAAUUGGUCCCAUCCAUGGUCAAGCAGAAUCACGGCCAUGUCGUUACAAUUGCUAGCACUAAGCUCUGGAUUGCUACGCUCACAAAAUAUCUGAUAGCAGCCAAAGUAGUAGCGGUUAGUUCCAACGUUAUUAGCCUACUUGUCUGCCCUUACGAGUGGAGAUAUCGGAUCACGGUGAAGCCAUUUCCAGUCAACGGAACCACCGCCCUCCGCAAACCGACCACGGCCGUUCCGCCACCCACUCCGCUUGAGGCCUCACCACCGCGCGGAACUAAGAAGAAGCGCUUUGACAACUGA
Fusarium subglutinans is the source of this 3024-nucleotide messenger RNA. Its product is annotated as pectate lyase 1. The coding region runs from base 1 to 3024 and encodes 1007 amino acids. NCBI's taxonomy places the organism in Eukaryota, Fungi, Ascomycota, Sordariomycetes, Hypocreales, Nectriaceae. The record is from RefSeq and is a predicted model, not a curated record. Gene Ontology annotation, molecular function: pectate lyase activity. The transcript has 11 exons.